AUGGCUUCCCCAGCAAAUAGUGGCAUCCUUUCGGAACUGAUGAUGGAAGACGAUAUGGAGCUUAUCCCGUCGGGGGAUUUGUCGUUGCAAUAUCCGCGACAUAAAAAGCUGGAACAAUGCAGGAUGGAACUUGACUACAAUUUGGAGACUUGGAAAGAUGCUUACUUGGAGCUUGAAAGGUACCUAACGGACCAUAUUGACAAGUAUCAAGCUUUUUGUUCCAUGUUGCAGGAAACACAAUCGGAGAUUAUCUCGGAGGCCUAUUCAAUGCCAACGGCUGAACGUGUCCUUGGAGAGCCCGACGAGUACACAAUUCCAACUGGCGAUCGGUUCGUCUUCAUCAAACCACACAUAACUAUUUCUUGCAUGCCGAAACUCAAAGACGACUCGGAAUCGACGCAGAAUAGUCCCACUCCUGCUAAAUGCAGUCUUUAUGUUGAUUGUAGCACUCAGACACAUGACGAAUUUAUAACGUGGGAAAGGGAAUCUGCUGGAAUUCAAUCAAAUCAAGUAGCCGUUCGUCCGCAAAAGUCUCAUCUCAACGAUCGUCAGAGAGACGAAAAUGAGGAAGACAGCAAGCGGGUUCGGUCUACGCAGCCGCCACUCGCGACAGCUUCUCAAAAAAAGUCAAAAGCCAAGCUGUCUUCUCAGCUCUCUAACUCCAGCGAAAAAUUAGUCAGGGGAUAUCUUGUGUCUCAGGCGACUGAAGAGGCCUGGUCUCUUGAUCUAAAACUCGCAAGCCGAGGUCCUAUUAAAAGAGAUCGAAUCUGGAAAUCAAAUUUCUGGGUGUUUCCGUAUGACUUAGAGAAACGAAUUGCUCUCUACGUCUUAAAGUGCCCAAAGGAAUCUUGUGGUAAAGUCUUUUCCAAACAUCCGUUGGAAUCUCGCAGAGCUGCAAGGCAUUUAAGGAAUUGCGGUUUCAAGUUCGAAGACCAAUAUGACAUGGUCAGGCGAUACGCUUUCCAAGUGGUCAAAGGCAGGGAGAGGAAUCUUGUUACUGUGAAUUGGGCUUUGUGCAAUAAUGCCAAACUUUGUACAGAACCAAAGAGGAAGGAGUAUCGGAAAAAAAAGCAACUGGAAUAG
This is a messenger RNA of Colletotrichum truncatum, 1083 nucleotides long. The record is from RefSeq and is a predicted model, not a curated record. NCBI's taxonomy places the organism in Eukaryota, Fungi, Ascomycota, Sordariomycetes, Glomerellales, Glomerellaceae.